GUGACGUCAGAGCACAACAGCAAGACCAAAACACGGAGAGGCAGAAGAAGCCGGCAGGACUGGACUGGGGCUUAAAUUUCAGCCUUUCUAGCAGUUUUGGUGCUAACAUCUCUCUUUCUUUAAUAAGCUAAUGCUCUCAUUCGGUUUGACGAUAGUCAGACAUGGUGAGACACAAUACAACAAGGACAGACUGCUUCAAGGCCAGGGGAUAGACUCUUCUCUGUCUGAAGUUGGGAUACAGCAAGCAGAAGCUGCUGGACACUACCUCCAAGACGUCCAGUUCACUAAUGUCUUUGCCAGUGACAUGAAACGUGCCAAGCAGACGGCUGAAAUUAUUGUGCGGAAAAAUAAGACAUGCAGUGAUUUACACAUUGUUACUCAUUCAUCGCUUAAAGAGAGGAGCUUUGGUGUUGCCGAGGGAGGCCGUGUGGAGGACAUGAAGAACAUGGCUAAAGCAGCAGGCCAGCCAAUCCCAGAAUACACUCCACCAGAGGGAGAGACCAUGGAUCAGGUGAAGGUACGGAUCAGCACGUUCCUUAAAGCCAUGUUUCAGCAGAUGGCUGACGACCAUCGAGACAAAAUACAGCUGGAUGAGGAAACCCAGCACGCCGAAAUGGACGGUCCUCUCGCAGGUCGCCCGGAUGAUGGCGUCCAGAACGUUCCUGCUCAUGCCCUUGUGGUGACCCAUGGUGCCUACAUGCGGGUGGCGGUGCGGUAUUUCAUCGAGGACCUCGCAUGCUUGAUGCCUCUCGGCUCGGACAGGAUUCGGGUGUUUUCAGCCUGCCCCAACACAGGAAUGUGCCGAUUCAUUGUGACUCUGAAAUGUAGCGACAGUGACAUUUUGCUCUCCAGCAUGAAGUGUGUAUUUGCCAACCGGAGAGACCACAUCAAAGCUGAGGGCACUUAAGUGAAAGACCAUAAACGGAGAAUGUGUAGCUGUGAAGUGUUUACAAGUCCUAUUUAUUUCAUGUAAAAGAGCAAUAUGCAGCACUCCUGCCUGAAAUGGUCUUGCAAUAAAGUUUCAUGGUCUAAAUUACCAAACUUUUAGAAGGAAUGUAAAUACCCAUAAAACAUAAAUGAUUCAAUCAGAGGGGAAGUUGAUCACAAUAUUUCAGUUCAAAACACAGAAUUUGGAUUUAAACCUGUGUUUUCUGUUGAUCACUGAAAUGAAAGAGUUAAAAGACUUGCUUUAUAUUUCCCUAAAGUGUGGCAGAGAUGGCGUAGGUCCCUGUAAUAUUUGACAAAGGAAAGCACUGAAUUACAAUGUUUGUCUGAAUGAUCAUUAAAAUGGAUUUGAUGUCUAAAUGUUUUAUGGCAGAUGAUCUAAAGUAAUAUAUUUUAAACUUCAGUGGACUUUGUGAAAUAACUCAAUCAAUUAAUGUGUUCGUUGUCUACUGAAGAAAACGGCCUUGACACUUAGCUGUAUAGUCAAGACAGCAGCCGAUAUAAGGUGUCUAAUAAGCAGUGAUUUCAAAGUGUAGCUCUAUCAGAAAUGUCAUUAACUUUGCGAGACCAGUUGGAGCCAGUAUGGUCUCUUACCUUUUGCCGGGUUAGUUGUUUUUGGUGGUUGUUCAGUAAUUUUUAUUGACUUUAAAUGCUACCCUGAACUGUCUGUGGGCUUUAACUUUAAACCUUCUUGAGACAGCUUGUUCUUGUUUGAAAUAUAAUUAUUUUAGACAUUGCUCUGGACAUAUAUCCUAUUUUUGUGAGUGGCACACAAGCAGUUUUGAGCAACUAGCAGUUUUGUCUUUC
Messenger RNA from Colossoma macropomum (tambaqui), 1752 nucleotides. It is a transcript of the gene tigara, whose product is annotated as TP53 induced glycolysis regulatory phosphatase a. Gene Ontology annotation, cellular component: cytosol. The transcript is spliced from 6 exons. Gene Ontology annotation, biological process: regulation of pentose-phosphate shunt; positive regulation of DNA repair; fructose 1,6-bisphosphate metabolic process. Gene Ontology annotation, molecular function: fructose-2,6-bisphosphate 2-phosphatase activity. Bases 131 to 907 code for a protein of 258 amino acids. NCBI's taxonomy places the organism in Eukaryota, Metazoa, Chordata, Actinopteri, Characiformes, Serrasalmidae. The record is from RefSeq and is a predicted model, not a curated record.